AUUUAAAAUACGAGUUGUGGGUUUGUUUUUAUUUUGUUAUUGUGGUAAUAGAACGUGAAUUAGAGAUUUUAACGAAGUAUUUAGUUGAAAAAAUGGUUAAAAAUUAAUUAUUUAUUAUACCACUACUACUAGUAUUAAUACAAUUUUUAUACGAUUUCAAAAGUGAGUUUACUUUGCUUGAUAAGUUGAUAACCAGUAUUUGUUUGUAAAGUUUUCCAUUAAAACCAGCAAAAUGGGUGAUUACCCAGACCCCGAUGAAGAAUAUGAGCUGAUGUAUGCGGAUGACCUGGAUCUGCUUCGUGAAAUGGAUGACGAAAACGAUACAAAUCCUGUAAGGAAAAAUGCAAAUCCUGCCAAGAGAAGUCUAGACUUUUCCAGUCCAGUACCUGCAAAGUCAUUAGCAGAAAAGAGAAAUAAUGCAGAAAAUAAUGAAAAUCUUAAUAAUUCAUUAACUUUCUCUCAAAGUGUGCAACCAUUAGGAGAUAUACUCACUCAGGAAAGUGUAAUAAAUGCAGAAGAAAGUACAGUUACUUCAGUAAAUACAUCAAAUAAAAGAACAGCAGAAGACUUAUUUGGUGAUAUUAAUGAUAUAGAUUUUGAUAAUUUAGAAUUACCAAGUAAAAGGCAGAAAACUGAUGAAGAAAAUGAUAUGGACUUAAUAAAUAAGAUAAUUGAAGGUAGAAAAAUUAGGCAAAUGUUGGAAGAACCUUCCAGUAAAGGUUACAUUGAUAAGAAAGUUAGUUUUAAUUAUAAGGAUAAUCUUACAAGGAUUAUUCCAAGGUGGCCAUUUAUUCCCUUCACUAAAUGGGAUGGAGACAGAGUUUACGUCCGACUAGAGUCAGAAGAGUCAUGGGAGGAUUCUUUGGACAGUGUUACAGAAAAGUUGACUUUUCAGAACUCUUAUGCUGCCACUUGGGAGGAGGCUAGAAAAAUUUUAGCAGCAAAGAAUGAACAAAAGGAAACAAACGUAUCAAAUGAACCUGAGCAAGAAACAGAAAAUGAUGAUGCAAUGAGUGACCUUUGGGUAGAGAGGUAUCGACCAAAGUCAUACAUCGAUCUGCUCUCUGAGGAGCCAGUGAAUAGAGCAUUGCUGCAUUGGCUGCAUUUGUGGGAUAAGGUGGUUUUCAAAAAAGACUUCAAAACCAAAGAGCCACAGCAUCGCAAUACGUUCAGCAAACGUACAGGCCAGUUCCAGUUAAGCAACACGUGGAAAGGCAAGAAAGAGGAUGAACCAGAGAUAGAUGAAGAUGGCCGACCACACCACAAGGUGGCGCUGCUGUGCGGGCCGCCGGGCGCUGGGAAGACUACGCUAGCGCAUCUGUUGGCAAGGCUUGCGGGUUACAGGCCAGUAGAACUAAACGCUUCGGACGAGCGAAGCACUGAAGCGUUCCAGACAGCGUUGCAGAGCGCUACGCUCAUGAGGUCUGUGCUCGAUGCUGAUAGGAGACCCAAUUGCCUUAUAUUAGAUGAAAUAGAUGGUGCUCCGAUACAGACAGUGGAGUUGUUAGUCAAAUGGUGCACCGCAACAGCGGGCAAGAAGGAAGAUGGCAAGAAGAAAGGCAAGUCCCAACCAUUGAAGAGACCUGUCAUAGCCAUAUGCAACGACUUGUAUGCCACCUCUUUGAGACCAUUGAGGCCAGUGUCUCUGAUAGUGACAGUGGGGUCGAUAUCCACUGUCCGUCUGCAGGCGCGGUUGUCACUUGUCGCCAAGUGUGAGAAGCUGCGCAUACCGCCGCGUGUACUGAUGGCGGUAGCAGCGCGCGCGCUGGGCGACAUCAGAGCUGGGUUACACGUGCUUAGCUUCUUUAAGGCCAAGGCUAAAGCGCAGAUGGACAUAAACGAUAUUAUGGAGAACACAUCUAUCGGCAUCAAAGACAACGCGAAAAGUAUGAUGCAGGCGUUACAGGCGAUAUUCACUGUUAACGACGCCGACCCGAACGCCAUCUUGAAAACGAUCCAAGCGGCCGGUGAAUAUGACAGAUUAGUGGAUGGCAUAUUCGAGAACUACCUGACAGUGCGCAGCGACUCGCGCCUGCUUAUAGCCAGCGAGACAAUGUCGUGGCUGCGACUGUACGACACGAUCAACAGCUGGACGCUGCGCCAGCAGAACUACUCGCUGUACUCCAUGCUGCCGAUAUGUAUAGCUCGAUGUCAUCGCUUACUGGCCACGAGACAACCUGUCAAAUUGAGGUUCCCUAUGCAGGCGCAAGAGAUGUAUCGGAGGAAGACGGAACUGGACAGCACAGUAUGGUCAGUGUGGCGGGGGAGUGCAGCGAGUGUGGCUACCACUCGCUCUGCCCUUCGACUGGACAUAUUGCCUUUGCUGCCUUACUUACUGUCACCAGUUUUAAGAUCCGCCAAUGUGCAGUUGUGCAGCGAGAGCGAGCGCAAGUCGCUGGGUGCGUGCGCGGGCGCGAUGUGUGACUACGGGCUGCAGUACGUGCAGCAGCGCACGCCGGAGGGGCUGUACGCGUUCGUGCUGGAGCCUGAUGUGUACAAAAUUGCGUUUUUCGGUAACGAAGAGCGCGCGCGUCCCCCACCCGCCGUGCGCCAGGCCAUCGCGAGGGAGCAGCAACUUGAAGUUAUCAGGAGGAACGAUGAAAUGAUGAGUCGCAUGAGCAGUCGAAGUAAGAGUUCAAGUCAGGCUCCGAAGUCAAAGCCGACCAGUAAUUCGCCCGCCGUGGAAGAGAAGGAGAUGCGGAUCCCUAAUCACUUGCAACGGUUACAGCCAAAGGUGUUACAGAAAAGCGUCCCACAAGUACAAAAAGAUUUCUUCGGCCGCGUCGUGCCUAUUGCUCAAGUACAGAAACAAGAUGCUGUAUCGGACGUGAUAUCGUCUAGUAGCGUGUUCUACCAGUACCGAGAGGGCUUCAACAACGCUGUGCGAAGGAACGUGCGAAUGAGAGAUUUGUUAUAAAAAACAAUGGGGAUGAUGACGGUGGAUGGUUUGAAUAUAUUGAUUUUUAUGAUACAUUCGGGUAAAUAAGGUCAAUGUUAACUAAUUUAUACAUAAAAAGCGAAGAUUGUCUGGAUAUUUGCAAAAUAAAUAAGAUUAUAAAAUUUCAAAAUCUAUGAAAUUUUUUUUAUCGUAAUUAGAUGAAAAUUCAUACAGUUUUAGCUUCCUUACAUUAAAUGUGACAUUUUUCAAUAAAUGAACUAUAAACAUAAACGCAAAAAUAACAAAGAUAUUAGUAAUUUUGUUUGAACGCCCAUACAAACCUAACGAUCAGCGAGCCAACGACGUCACUAAAUCGUGCCAUUUUGUAUGGAGCGUUUUUCAGGAAUCCGCGGCAGCGCCGCAAAUCUGACCCUUUAAAUUCCUGUAGCUCCGAAAGUAAUGAUCGCAGAUACCCUGUUACUUUUACAAAAUUGCUUCGCUAUUAGUAUACUCUUAAUUUAUAUACAAUUUAAAAAUCUGUCAUCAUCCCUAUUAUUUGCCAAAUUGUAUAGAUUUUGAGUCUCUUGAGAAUGUCGAAAUAUGCGUUCUGUGUGACAUGAACGAACCUAUUUUUUUUAGUUUUUUUUACUUAAAGUUUGAUUUCUUAAAGACCUAUUUAUUGGGUAUAUAUGGUAUCAAUAUCAACUCGGUACCUCCAUUGCGCUCCCGAGAUAAGUUAAAUUUACUUUUCCUUAUGUAUAUUUGUAUAAUAAAGUAUGUAAAACAUAGAGUAACUUUUACAUUUAAUAAUAAUAUAAUAUAUAUUUAUUACAAUAA
Bicyclus anynana (squinting bush brown) is the source of this 3715-nucleotide messenger RNA. RefSeq names its product chromosome transmission fidelity protein 18 homolog (gene cutlet). The record is from RefSeq and is a predicted model, not a curated record. Gene Ontology annotation, cellular component: nucleus. The transcript is spliced from 16 exons. The coding region runs from base 233 to 2917 and encodes 894 amino acids. NCBI's taxonomy places the organism in Eukaryota, Metazoa, Arthropoda, Insecta, Lepidoptera, Nymphalidae. Gene Ontology annotation, molecular function: ATP binding; DNA binding; ATP hydrolysis activity.